UUAUGGAGCACAAAUUAAGGAAUAUUGUGUUUGUAAUUUUCUUUGCAUUGUUUGCUACUUCUGCCAAUGCCACUAUCACAAUACCUCCAAUAACUCCAAUAAUAUGUUCUAAAUUUCCACAUCUUCUAAAACUAUGUCCGUCUCCUCCACCUCCCCCUCGUUCCCCGCCUCCACCAUCACCGCCACCACCGUCACCGCCUCCACCUUCACCACCUCCACCGUCACCGCCUCCACCACCACCCCCACGUUCCCCGCCACCACCCUCACCUCCACCCCCACCUUCACCUCGACCGCCUCCACCACCUAAACCUAGACGACCUCCGCCACCACCUCCACGUUCUCCUCCUCCGCCCCCACCUUCACCUCCGCCGCCUCCACCACCUAAACCUAGACGACCUCCACCACCACCUCCACGUUCUCCUCCCCCGCCACCACCUUCACCUCCGCCGCCUCCACCACCUAAACCUAGACGACCUCCACCACCACCUCCACGUUCUCCUCCUCCGCCACCACCUUCACCUCCG
Messenger RNA from Salvia hispanica, 524 nucleotides. The record is from RefSeq and is a predicted model, not a curated record. NCBI's taxonomy places the organism in Eukaryota, Viridiplantae, Streptophyta, Magnoliopsida, Lamiales, Lamiaceae.